CUGGGUUUCAGUUUCGUGAGCGGUGUCGGCAUGCUCGGAUCGGUGUUACUGGGUAUUGCGACGCUACUGGGGCUGAUCUAUGGCUUCCUGGUCUCCAACUUUGGCCACUGGCGGCGGCGGGGAGUGCUGGAGCCGCGGGCCCUCCCCCUUUUCGGAUCCUUUCCCAGUGUGAUAUGGCCACGACAGCACUUUACCAUCGAUAUGCAGGAUAUAUACAUGCGCUAUCGGGAGACAAACAGCUAUGUGGGAUGCUUCCUGUUGAGAGCUCCCAAGCUCCUGAUCCUGGAACCACGGCUCGUCUCUGAGAUCUUCGUGAGUGGCUUCCGGCAUUUCGAGGACAACGAUGCCUCCCACAUGGUGGACACAUCCAAGGACCGGCUCAUCGCCCGCAAUCCCUUCGUGCUCCAGGGCGACGACUGGCGUCGGGAACGAGCUAUAUUCUCCACUUUGCUGACCAACGGGAGGAUCCGCACUCUACAUUCUAUUAUGAAACGGGUGUGCGGGGAUCUGUGCGACUUCCUGGCCAAGGAUACGACAGGCGGAGGACCACACGAUGGAACUGAUCUUGGCCUCCGCUUCACGGGGGAAACCCUGUUCGACUGUGUCCUGGGCAUCCAAGCGCGCAGCUUCAGCAAGGACCCGCUUCCACUGAUCCGACAGAACCAGGAGAUGUCCAGCGAAAACAUAGGCCUGACCAUUGCCGGAGCAGUAUCCGGCCUCUUCCCCAACCUGCCGCGUCGCUUCCGUCCGAAGGUCUUUCCCCGCUCCUACGACCGCUUCAUGGGCGGCGUUAUAGGCGAAGCCCUACGUCUCCGGCGCUCUAGUCCCCAGGACAGGAACGACUUCAUCAAUCACCUCCUGGAGCUGCAAAAGGAGCACAACCUCAGCGAGGAGGACAUGAUCUCCCAUGCCAUGACCUUUAUGUUCGAUGGUCUGGACACCACCUCCACCAGCAUUGCUCAUUGCUUGCUUUUGCUUGGACGCUAUCCGGGAUGUCAGCAGCGGCUGUUGGAGGAACUGGAUCGGGCUGGUGGGGACUCGGAGCUGCUCGACUUGGACGCUCUAAUCGAGUUGCCCUACCUGAGUGCCUGUUUCAAUGAGAGCCUCCGGAUGUAUCCGGGCUCCGGGUGGGCAUCCAAAACAUGUACCCGGGACUACGAGUUGCAGGGCAGCCACAAGGCAGAGUCUGUGAAGCUUCGUCCCGGCGACAAUGUGAUGAUUCCGGUCUAUGGACUGCACCAUGAUCCCGACUACUACCCGGAGCCGGGCGAGUUCCGGCCGGAGCGGUUCCUGGACGACGGACUGAAGCGAUUCAAGCAGCAGGGCGUGUUCCUGGGCUUCGGCAACGGGCCGAGGCAGUGCGUCGGGAUGCGUCUGGGCCUGGCCAUGGCCAAGGCCGCCCUGGCGGUCAUUGUCCAGCGGUUCCAGGUGAAGAUCAAUGCCCGUACUCCGGCGGGUAAUCACCUGGAUCCCAAUAUCUUUGUUGGCGUCCACAAGGGCGGCAUCUGGCUGGACUUUGAGCCGCGCCUGACCAAGAGGAUUUCCUAAACAGAGGAGUCCUCUUAUGAGGCCUUCCAUGGGGAUUCCAUCAGGGCCUCCAUUAGAUCUAGGACUACGAUCUAGCACCGAUUCAGAGUAUACUUCCAUUACAUUAGUUGGUUUUUUGUUCAAUUGAGUUCCAUACAAAACAUCUUGAGGGUCAGGCACGACCAAAAAAUAAAAAUUAGAGUGUAA
Drosophila ananassae is the source of this 1734-nucleotide messenger RNA. RefSeq names its product probable cytochrome P450 28c1 (gene Cyp28c1). Gene Ontology annotation, molecular function: monooxygenase activity; heme binding; iron ion binding. NCBI's taxonomy places the organism in Eukaryota, Metazoa, Arthropoda, Insecta, Diptera, Drosophilidae. The record is from RefSeq and is a predicted model, not a curated record. Bases 31 to 1548 code for a protein of 505 amino acids. The transcript is spliced from 5 exons.